AUGGAAUUCUCUACUCUCGAAGCGCGUCUUGCAACCUUCGGGCCUCCCUCCAAACGCUCAAAAUUAGGAUGGCCACACAAAACACCCACACCCCAAGAUCUUGCCAAAGCCGGAUUUUACUAUAAACCCUCGAGUACAAGCAAUGAUAACACCAUCUGCUACUUGUGCGGCCGAAGCCUCGAUGGAUGGGAGACCGACGAUGAUCCGGUGGAAGAGCAUCUGAAACACUCAAGUGACUGUGGUUGGGCUAUAUUGAUGAGCGCUGAACAAGAUGGAAAUUUGGACACAAACACCAUGGAAGACCCCACUGGGCCACAAUUCGCAGACGCCCGACGAGCUACAUUUUCAAUAGGAUGGCCACAUGAAUCGAAGCGUGGCUGGACAUGCAAGACCGAGAAGAUGGUGGAGGCUGGCUGGCAUUAUGCGCCAACCCAGGAGAGCGACGAUUUUGUUAGUUGUGUUCAUUGCAAGCUGUCUCUCGAUGGCUGGGAACCCAAGGAUAAUCCUUUCGAUGAGCACUAUCGCAGAUCACCUAAUUGUCCCUUUUUCCACUUCGCAGGUACAACCCCGCCGUCAAAGCGGCCCAAAGCAAAGAAGGGUCGGGCGUCGAAAGUGUCUCGCGCCUCAAAAGCCUCGACCCGAUUGUCUUCUCAAUCCCAUACGACGACGCUUUCUGAAGCUCCCAGCGUCAAUGACAUUCCAGACCUUGACGAAUCCAUAGACACAAGCGCUACAUCAGUAAUGUCAACCGUGUCAACAACUUCCACGACAACUACAAAGGGCAAGCGGAAGGGAACUGGAGGCAAAAAGCAGACGACAAAGUCCAAACGAGCUAGGACGACAAGAUCAACUAGGGCGAAGAAAGGUGAACCUGAGCCCAAGACAGCGGAGGAAGAGGAGAUCUCGGCAGAGAUCUCGGCCGAGCAAUUACCAGCACAGACUGAACAAGCAGUCCGUUCAGAACAUCGAGCAUUACCGAGCCCGGAACUCAGUCCAAAUGCUGAAGUAGCAUACCCAACUAUAUCCAACAGCCCAGGCGUGUCAAAUGUGAUUGGACGUUUAAGCCCCCUAGGGGCUCCUCCACAGUCGUCACCCACACCGGUGAAAACAAACCCACCCGCAUUUGCAACUCAGUCGACAGCAACACCUCAGCCAUCCAGCAAAUCACAGGACCAUCGCUCUCCCGCUCCAACAAGUUCUUCACCCUCGUCAGACAUCGAAAAUGCUCCUCCCAGCACUCGUCCCGCCUCCGCCCGCCCGCCACCACAUAAACAAGCUGUAUCUGACGCGUUCUCACCUGGGGAUCCCAUCCCUUUGUGGACCCCUAGCGAGGUCGAAUUGAUCUUCCGACCCACAACGCCACAACCAGCAGACCUCCUCGCCCUCACAGGCGGAACGCUAAGUACAGAGGAGAAAUCCAUGACGGUGCCGGAGUGGAUCAAGUUCGUGGCAGAACAGGCGGAGGUGAGUUUGCGGGCUGAGGCUGAGCGUGUCGUGGGCAUUUUUGAGCGCGAGGGACAGAGAGCAAUGGGUGUUCUUGAAGAGAUUGUUUGUGUUUGA
Molecule: messenger RNA, 1560 nt
Organism: Rhinocladiella mackenziei CBS 650.93
Lineage: Eukaryota; Fungi; Ascomycota; Eurotiomycetes; Chaetothyriales; Herpotrichiellaceae
Exons: 1
Coding region: 1-1560 (519 amino acids)
Source: RefSeq, a predicted model, not a curated record